Molecule: messenger RNA, 1221 nt
Organism: Paramacrobiotus metropolitanus
Lineage: Eukaryota; Metazoa; Tardigrada; Eutardigrada; Parachela; Macrobiotidae
Exons: 3
Coding region: 156-1124 (322 amino acids)
Source: RefSeq, a predicted model, not a curated record
CGCAGGCGCCAUUACAAAUUCACAACAGAACAUGCUUUUGGUUUUGAUAGUUUUGGGGAUUUUGCUGUUUGCAGAUUUCAAAAAAGGAGCGUCUUUAUCCUUAAAAUAUUGUUAACGUAUGACUCUUUUGAUCGUUUACUGCUUGUUGAUAUCUGAUGGAAAAGAUCCGUUUUUCGUAUGAUCGUAUCAGACGUGUGCGGAUGGUGAGAUGGGAUCGUAAUGAGUCUGCUAACUUUGCCUAUUUUCUGGAACAAGCAACAUCGUUUAUAUUAUGUGGUUUUGACUAUUUUUCAUUGGUGGUGACUGUUAACUCACUUAACUGCAUGGAGAUGUCCAAAGAAAAUGCCACGUUUACCACUGGAAAUGGCAGGCACUGGUCGAUUGGUCCCGUUGGAUUGGCCAAGGCUCGCGAAAUUAGUGCAUCCGUUGACCAGGCGCUCGCAUAUGAGCCCGAAUGGAAUAAUCUGGCUGCACAGGAUCUUCACAUUGGAGAUGCAAACGUUUCCUCUUCCGCUGGCAGUCCUAUUCCAGAGAUUUACAGUAUUCUGCCACCGGUGCCGCAGAAAUCCGCGACGAAGCGCCCGUACGAAUCCAGUGAAUUGCCUUCUCCGGUAAAGAGAUUCAACGCAACUCCUGAGAGCAAGAUUAUUCUUCCACUUCCAAUAGUGCCGCAUAAUAGCGCCUUUAAGUCACCGCUUGUACAAAAGGCUAAUGCAGCUGCUUUUAACGGAAAGUCUGUUGUUUCUCCGGGAAUGAGCGCCUCCAAAGCGCCUCUUUCUGCUAAAAAUCCCGCAGUUCCUCCGCCUAAGCAAAUUAUUAGCCCGAAAUCUGCGAAUUUCGAGACUCCUACGAGAACGCAGAAUGGCUUUUGCUCAUUAGCGACGCUUAUGGCGGGCUCCAAAGGGAUUGUAUCAAAAUCGCCCAAUUUAGUGUUGACUGCAUCGGAACUCCAGGAUAUUGCGGAGUUAUCGCGGACAGAUUGGAGUGACAUGUUCAGUGAGGAAUUGACAGAAAGUCCGAUCUCCAUUUCGAGCAAAAGUGUUUCCACAAAGUUUCUUUUAACCGAUGCGGAACGACGCGAAGUGGAAGAAUGGGGAAAGAUAAAUUUUGAUGAAGACUUCUGAUUUUAAUCACUUACUUGUUCUUUUUUUGUUGAGUCACCUUUUUUAUUUAGAAUAAUUACAUCUUAAUUACAUUACUUACUGCGUAAAUAAUCGUGAA